AUGCUAUUCUGAGGAAGACACACCGACUAAGGACAGUCUGCCGUCCUCCUCCAUCACUGAAAGGUUCCUAGAGUCUCCUUUGCGCUACCUGGACAGCUCGCACCAAGAAUUUGCUGGAUACUCCUUCAAAGGAUCUGCAAGCAGAGUUCCCCACCUGUACCUGCGUGGAGCAAAUCCUGGAGAAAGAUGAAGGCCCUUACUACAAUCACCUGGGAUCUGGACCUACUGUAGCCUCUAUACGAAGCCUGAUGGAGACAAGGUAUGGUGAGAAGGGAGAUGCCAUUCGUAUUGAGAAGGUGGUGUACACAGGCAAAGAGGGAAAAAGCUCACAUGGAUGUCCUAUUGCUAAGUGGGUGAUCCGUCGGAGCAGCGAGACAGAGAAGCUGCUGUGUGUGGUGCGUCAUCGUGCAGGCCACCACUGUGCCAACGCUGUCAUCAUUAUCCUCAUUAUGGCCUGGGAAGGUGUCCCAAGGGGCCUGGCUGACAAGCUGUACAGCGAACUCAGUGACACCCUCACCAAAUAUGGCAACCCCACCAGCCGACGCUGUGGCCUCAAUGAUGAUCGUACCUGUGCCUGUCAAGGCAAGGACCCUGAAAGUUGUGGUGCUUCCUUCUCCUUUGGGUGUUCCUGGAGCAUGUACUUUAAUGGCUGUAAGUACGCCAGAAGCAAAAUGCCGCGCAAGUUCAGGUUACAAGGAGAUCGCCCUGAAGAGGAGGAAAAACUCAGGGAUAACUUCCAGAAUCUGGCAACUGAGGUGGCUCCUUUGUACAAGCGUCUGGCUCCACAGGCUUACAGUAACCAGUGCCAGACAGAACACAGAGCUCCAGAAUGCAGACUGGGCUUGAAAGAAGGUCGUCCAUUCUCUGGAGUCACUGCUUGCAUGGACUUCUGCGCCCACGCUCACAAGGACCAGCACAACCUCUACAAUGGUUGCACAGUGGUGUGUACUUUAACGAAGGAGGAUAACCGUGUGGUGGGGGAAAUCCCUGAGGAUGAGCAGCUCCAUGUGUUGCCUCUUUACACAAUAUCCCUGGCUGAUGAGUUUGGCAGUGCAGAGGCCCAGCGCCUCAAGAUGCAAACAGGUGCUAUCCAGGUGCUUCAGGCUUUCCGUCGUGAGGUACGCAAGUUGCCCGAACCUGCCAAGUCCUGCCGACAGCGCCGACUGGAGGCUAAGAAGGCCGCCUCAGAGAAGAAGAAAAGUAAACUCAUGCAGCAGGCAGGGGAGACGCCGGAGAAAAUGGUUGUCAAGAGUGUCUGCAUCACCAGUUCCCCUCAACCCCAAGGCAAUAAAGCAAUUAUAAAACAAGAAGUGAAGCCCAACAUCAAGACGGAACCCUUUAACGGAUCAGUAGAUGGAUACCCCGUGCAGGCAGCAGACCCAUUCAGUAACAUCUAUUCACACCCUGCCUACUAUGCAAGGGGAGGCCUCCCCCCAACUGGCCAGCCCUCUGCACCUGAAGCAGUAAAGGCUUACCACCCCAGUCUGCCCACUAUGCCCUAUGGUUACUAUAACUUCCCGCCCAAUGCACUUUUCCCCCCUAAACUGAGGACCUACGAGGGUCGCAAUGGCUCUAAAGUCGUCCAGGUAGACAAGAAGCCUGAUGUUCAGAGCCUUCAGGCCAAACUGGCCCAGUCCUGCCCCAGCCACCCGGAGCAAACCAGCCAGCCAAACCACAGCACUUACACCCAGUCUGCAGACUACAACCAGUCCCGUCCUUCCUCUGUCUCCUCUGAGCCCUCCAACAGAGGCACUCCAAUCAUCAAACAGGAGCCUAUGGAUGUUCCAGUCUAUGAGGGCACAUUGCCGAGCCAGUCUGGUGUCAACACAGGGAGAAUCACCCCUCAACCUGUGGCCUGGCCAGGACACAAGCUUAAUGGAAGUAUUAUUCCUACCACCUGGGAUGGGCAUCUAAACCGCAAACAAAGUCCUGAGGCCUCAUCGUUUAACCCGGACAAACAGCAAUUUCACCAGCAUUCUCAGCAGAGGCAGCCCUCUCCUUACCCCCAGCAGUGGACAUCCUACCCGGGUUCAAACCCCACGAUGGUCUCCCCAUCUCCAUCACCUUCAGUCCAGGUACCUCCUUCUCCAUCUCCGUCCCCUCACCAAGGCACAGCGCUCCAGGCUAACAUACACCAAGGCUCCCCACGUCCUGCUACCCCCCGGCCAAGCACCCCUCACACAGGUCCAUUGCAGCCUGUCAGCUGUCACUCACGCUCAGUUACCCCACAGCCAGGCACCUCAGGCCCAGGCACCCCCCGGCCAGGCACUCCCAGACACUGGGCCAGCCCUGCUCCUAGUCCUCAGCCGAAUGCUUGGGCAAUGGGGCCUGCAGCAUACAGUCCUGUUUUGAAGCACAGCAAUCCUGCAGGAGCGUACCCCGAUAAGAUCUGGUCCAAGACUGGUGAAAGUCGAUGUUCCACUCCCCUUGGGCUUCAAGAAAAGGCCUGGAAGUCUUGUGGUGGUUCAGUAGCAGGCAGCACUCCUUCCCCUGCCCCUGAGGGGCGCCUCUUCCCAGAUGCCCUACAGCAGUCAAAUCAGGCCUGUUGGGACCCCAGUCAAGCUGAGAGUGACACUGAGAGCACCAAGCACCGUGAAGAAGAUGAGGAUGAGGUGUGGUCUGACAGCGAGCACAACUUCCUGGAUCCCAACAUUGGUGGUGUAGCAGUAGCACCAGCUCAUGGCUCCAUCCUGAUUGAAUGUGCCCGUCGGGAACUACAUGCUACAACUCCACUCAAAAAGCCUGAUCGCUCCCACCCCACCCGCAUCUCCCUGGUCUUCUACCAGCACAAGAACCUCAACCAGCCCAUGCAUGGCCUGGCUCUGUGGGAGGCCAAAAUGAAGCUGCUGGCAGAGCGAGCGCUGCAGAGGCAGCAGGAGGCAGCUCUCCUUGGUCUCUCCCAGGAUGACAUCAAAACGCUCGGGAAGAAACGCAAAUGGGGGGCUACAGUGGCAGGUGCCAGUCCAGGACCUGGACAAUCUAAAGACAAGAAGGAGGGGCCAGUGACACGGGUAGCCCCCACAUUCAACACCACCUCUAUGGUUACUGUGUCUCCCUAUGCCUUCACCCGCCUCACUGGACCCUACAGCCACUUUGUCUGAGGCCAGACAGACACAGACAGACUGAUAGCUACAGAGUGGUGCAGUGGAGGGCUGGAGAGAGCAAUGAGCAGGAUGAAUGUCUCUCAGCCGCCCGCAGUCUGGCAUCUCUCCAUCCUGCCCCCCUCCACGGUCCACUGGGAGGAGGGGACAUUUUUAUUGUUUUUACCUCAUGUCAGGCAGUGGUUUGGGCUUCAGACACACUGCCUGUGGUGCUCUUCCUCUCUCUUCCCUGGAGAGGAACUCCAUUGCUUUUUCUUGUUUAUAGAAUUUUAAUGAUUCUAAUUAUUGCUAUUGUUAUCAAUAUUAUUAUGAUUGCUAUUGUUACUGUCAAUGUUGUUAUUACAGGUAUUAUUAUAAUGAAGACUUGUUUGUUUUUUAUUAUUGCUGUUUUCAUUAAUGUUAUUAUUAAUGAGGUGAUUGUUUUUGGUUAUAUAUUUUUUUAAAUCAAUCAGUCUGAGUCUGACAUACUCAGACAGUUGCUUUUUCCAUGUUUGGAAAACGUGUACCCUUUUUUUGUUUGAUUUUCUUUGUUCUUGUCGAUCUUUAAGCUGUACUUGGAGGAGGAGCCAUUAUCUGCCUGAUAAGACAACAAAUCAGUGUUACAAUAAUCAGAAUCAUAGCUGUAUACAAAAACGACUUGGAAUAGAUAUCUAUUUCUGUAUUGACAAUUUACAGAUGUCUCAAACUUUAUAAAAACCACUUUAGGCCCUCUGAAGGAUCAUUCUAAUUAUAUUUACUUGGGCUUUAUUAUAUUUAUAUUCUUUUGUUUUGGCCAUCAUGAGGACUGUGUUCAAAUUUUCUACCAGCAUCAUUAUUGUCUAUUACACAACACACAGUCUGACUUCUAACUACUGUUAUAUAUUAUGAACAUUGUCUACACAAAUGUCAAAAAGCGAAAGAUGGAAGGAAAGAUGAGAAUUUACUAAAGCUAACUGUCAAAGCAGUAGCAUGCAUGUCAGAUGAUCAGACGUAAUGCAUUGAUGUAAUCCUUCAUACCUUUUUUAUGUGGCUAAGUAGACAGAAAAAAUCUCUUCAAUUGGAAACAAGAAUAUGACUUUCUUUGGACAGAGCAGAAGUGCAGUAGUUAGCAGUUUACAAGCCUACAAACGAAACCAAUUGUCAUGAUGCAAACAUUAAGAAAAUGAUGUCCAGGGUGAUAACAGCUGCAUUUAAACCACACUGAGAGAAAACACUGCUGCUUGUCUUAUGGUUUGAUGAUGCGCUCCUCCUACUCUUCCACACCCCUCCAGCUUUCGACUGGUGCUCAGCUUCCGGCUCUGACCGAUUUUCAUUCCGCUACUCUUCAUGGCACUUGUUGCUGUAUUUAGGUGCUCUAAGCCAAAUUUGGCUCAAGUAGUAUUUGCAAGUAUAUAUUUUUUGUUUUGUCUGAGGUGGGGUACCAGAGUGACGGGAUAUGUUGUGUUCAGAGAUGGAGGCAGAAAAUGUGUUGCGCAAGGAAAGGUAGCAUGGAUUAUUCAGCAAAUGCUUUCCCUUGUUUUUCAUGUUUUGCUGCAGGGGAAACUGUGGUUGUGGUGUCUGGUACCUCACAAAGGAAACAAAUAAGUCAUUUUAUUUGCAAAUGCCAUUUAACCCAGAUCUGCAAUUAUCACACAGAGAUGGAGCAGGUGGCACUCUAUCUUCCUACAACAUUCAAGUAGGGGUGAGCACUUCCCAGUGUAAACUCUAGAGGGCAGCAGUGACCGCUGUUUCAAAGCAGUGUGUACAAACAAACCUACAAGCACUUGAGAUCCAUUCAGAAGCCAGCAAAGCUCUGCCUUGCUGGUUUAACCACCCAUGGCCAGUAGAGGGGGAUCUCACACCUUGUUUGCUGACCAUGGAUGGAAAUCAAGGCAGAUCUUUGUCCCAUUGUGGCACAAAUGUGAAUGAAACGUGUCGAUGCCUUUGGGAAACCCGCCCUGGGUUAGAGCAGAGGGAAACAGUGUUGGAACAGCGGUACUUUUGGUGCUCCUACACACACUCUGGUGCUCUCCUAUUACACUUGAUUUACUGUGAAGGGCCCACUCCUUCCUCUGCAUGGUGCUGUCAUCUUCGAGCAGAGUGAAGUGUGUCCUUCUGCAGGCACCUUGUCACCAUGGAGCCAGCCAAUCAAAGUGGCCGCCAUGUGGUUGCAGCUCUGUCCUUGGGCUCAACAACUGGUUCCUUUUGAGGAGUUUUUGCAGUUUAUUGUGGCAUAGAGUGGUUUUGUCUCAAACAAAGUACACUGUACAGGGCAGAGAAAGCACAGUCAUUCAAUGCAUUUCUUGUGCACCCAUUAACAGUGAUUUUCACAGAGAAAACAAUAAUGAGAGAUAAGGGGAAACCUUAGUAAAUUACUGUCGCUGCUGGGAGUCGGCACCAAAUGCAAACACAUCGAAUCAAUCAAUCUCUCACUUUGUGUGUGUGUGUCAGAAAGUGACACAAAUGGAUGAUUGUGUAAAAGAGAAGAGCCAAAGAGAGAGAUAAUUUGGUAUUCAAGCUAGAAUUGCUGUGUUUUUUUUGUUUUGUUUUUUUAUCACAUGGUUUACUUGCAACAUAUGUUGAAAUAUAAUUGAGUUACAAAUAGAAAUCGACAGAAGCCGACUCCCAGCUGCUGGGUGGUUGUUUGGGUCAAGGCCCUAGUCAUCUGUGAAAGACCCUGUUACCGAUCUGGAGGGUCUCCAGCUCUCUACCUCACGCUGUAGAGACACUGGUCACAAUCACAACUUGCUACUGAGGGCAGAGAAUCAUGCAUGUCUCUUUGUGUGCUCUAGAUCUCCACACUCAUUUUAACCUGCUUUUUUAAUCUUAUUUAUUACUACACGGUGAUGAUGAUGAUGAUGAUGAUGAUUGUCUUUGAUGUUAUUGUUUUUGUUUUUGUUUUUGUUUUUUGUCUUUUUUAUAUAGCUAAUACAAAUUGUACAUAGAGAAGAAAAGAUUUAUAAAAGCACUUUUAAUCUUGAUUUUAAUGACAAAAAGAAAGAGCCGAUUAUUGACAACUUGAAGCUUAGGUUUUUGGUUUUGGUUUUUUUUUUGUUUUUAAUUUUCUCAAGAGAGAGAUAAAAAAUGUAAAUAUUAAACUAUUUAGGUAAGAUUAUUUAACUGGUGAGGAAAGUAACUAAACCAUGAAUGACAAGGGGGUAUUUUGAAGUCUCUGACAGCCCUUAACAACAGUAAACAACACUUGAUCCCAAUGUGUUGUGCGUAAAUGUGUGCUUAGUAACACUGCUGUUUUGCUUUCGUAAGUACUGUACCCCCUGUCAGCAUGUGGCUGACAGAACCCUGUCACUUUCUGAAUAUUAGUUCAUGAGCCCAAUUAUGUAACCUGAAACUCCACUCACCUUACUCACUGACCACGGUCCAGAAAUAUGCAGGAUCCCCCUUGUGUUGCAGUUCUCUGGUUAAAACCUCACUUCUACAAAAUAUUGGACUUGAAGAGGUUUAGAAAAGUUUGACAGUGAUGUGUAUUGGAAACUGUCUCUUAAACUUUUUUCAUAAAUGAAUGCUGAUCAGAAAUUUCUAUUUAGGUGUGAAAAAUAUCAAAAUUUGUAAUGAUGUGGUUUUCAACAGCAGAUUUUGACUCUCAGUAAGAGAAUUUUAAGGAAUUUGACAUUUUGGGAAAUAUGCUUAUUUGCCACUUGUAUACCAGAAGCCAGUUAGCGUAGCACAAAGACAGGGCCGACUACCUAUAGCAACACUUCAUUAACCCUGUAUUUACUUUGUUUCAAGGUCAUUUAGUACCUGAUUUUAAAAAGAUAAUUUAAGUCUCCCAUAUCCCAAGAAUGUGUAUUUCAGGUUUCAAGUCCUGCACAGAUCAUUCACUGUAGUAUGCCUUUAAUGUCUGUGUUUUAGACCUCUUAAAUAUGGGCUAUUUCAGCGUCUGCAGCUCUAAAUCUAACUGAGGUGCUGCUGCCCAUGUCUUCUACAGAAAGAGAGUUGUAGGUAAAUCUUUCUCUGAACCUACUCUGUAGAUUCUCAGUGAGUGGCAGAGAUGAGGAGGAGAAGGAGGAGGAGCCAGCUGGGGGCCGGUGCUAAUCCUGCUGUGACAUCACAACAGGCUGCACACCUGAAAAGCUCAUUUAGAGACGCACUGAUUUAUGUAGAAAUAUAAGAAAGAAUACAUUUUGUGGCUGUUGUGACACACUAGGGACAGAUAAUAAUUUUCAAGAACAAAUGAAAACUAAAUGUUGCAUAGAAUGGCCCCUUUAAUCUGUUUGAAAAAAAAGUCUCAACACAUUAAGCUGUGGUGUUAAAGAGUCUACAUGGUGUUCCUUUCAAGAAGUCACUGCUCACAGCCAACAAAAUCAUCUGGCUGACAAACUCCUGUAAAACACUGCUCUUUCAGUAGGAAAUUUAAAAGCAAGCUUUAGAAGUGUUGGCAGGCAGAUUUAGUUACUUUUGAUAAUUUACUUUGUGUCCAGUCUUUAUGCUAAGCUAAGCUGCCUGCUAGCUGUAGCUUCAUAUUCAGCGUAGAGACAUCAAAGUAGUGUGUCGUCUCAUCAAACUCUGAACAAAAUGUGAAUAAGGGUAUUUCCAAAAAUUGAACUAUUCCUUUAAUAUUGAUUAUUUGGUCCUUGAGGAGUUUAGAUUCAUGUGUAGAACUGCAUCCGAGGGCUGGGAUGUGUCCGACCACACUGGCAGCUGCAGAGCCUGUCUGGUGGUGAAUCAGUGGGUGAUGUUUUAGUGAGUUAUAGCCCAGCAAUCUUUGUCAGUUGUGUUAGACUAUCAGGUAAGAGACUGCCUUCCUGCUUGUUUAGAUGUAUCUACCAUUAUUAUCUGCUCUAGCUUUCAUAAUAGCACAUGGCAGAAAAAUCAUGAUGCCCCUGCAGAAGACACCAGAUGUUUAGUUUGUAAUGAUAAUUAUUUAAAUGACACACACAUCAUGGCUAACAGUAGCUUGACUGGUGCAGGGGUUGGGACUAGUACAGUAACAGGGUCAACCUACACGGCCCACAUUACACACACUUGCCUAAGAAAGGGUGCUGAAGAUACAGUGUACGCGAUACCAUCUUUGUAAAUUUUUAAAUGUGUCACAAGUUUGGUGGACGGUUCUCAUGAAAGGCACCACCUCCCAAGGAUAUACUGAGAUGGGGUGGGGGUGGGGGUGGGUCGGUCAGCUGGUGCUAUGAUGCUAUACCUUGAAAUUCACUGUGUAAAAAAAAAAAAAAAAAAAAAAGUGAGGGAUAAAUGAUAACCACAGAUAUUUUUCUGAGCUCUUCGAAUGUCAAGAGAACUAUACUUUUGAUUAAAGCAGUUUCAUGGGAUGGGAAGCUGCCCUGGUGCUGACUUUAUGAGAAGUCCUUUGUUACAACGCUACAAAUUUGCAUCUCUUUUUGAGGGCAGGAGGGCACUCAAACAGUCGAUUACAUUCUCUAUUAAUAUUCAUUCCAUAUUGUACUUGAAUUCAUUUAAACUAGGACGAGAUAUAGAAUCAUAUUAUAUGAAGACUGUUAUCUGGGUUUCAUAUUUGGUACAGCGCAAGUACCAAAGGCUAUUAAAGUGAUCUUUUGAGUAUGUUGUACAUGUUCACAUUCACUGAAUGCUAAGAUAUUUGAACAAUACAUGAACUGUGUGCUGCCCCCUCUUUCUAAUCGUGCACUUCCUUUACUCACCAACUCUUUUCUCUUAAAUCUUGUAUAUUUUGUCAAACACAAAAACAUAGAUAUACAUUUGCAUCUCAUUGUGUAUGGCCCACUUUUCAAAAUUUGUGAACACCUAAUUUUAACAAACAUUCUCUAAAUUUGGACUUGGACCCUGGCCCAUACAAAAAAAAGUAAUGAAAAUGAACCGACGCAACUGGCAGCUACAUUCCUCUUUGAGUUUUAGGAUUGUUCUUGGUUCCUUAUUUUUCAUGUCAAGGAUGCAGUAUGUAAAAAAAAAUAGUGUUUUUGUUCAGUCUCUCUCUCUUUGUAGCUGUAUGGUGUAUUAUGUGAAUACAUAGUGUAUGUGGUAAAAACCCCACAAUAUUGUUUUAUGUUGCGCGAUAAAUAAAAAGAUUGAAGUGAAA
This is a messenger RNA of Acanthochromis polyacanthus (spiny chromis), 9084 nucleotides long. It is a transcript of the gene tet3, whose product is annotated as tet methylcytosine dioxygenase 3. NCBI's taxonomy places the organism in Eukaryota, Metazoa, Chordata, Actinopteri, Pomacentridae. The coding region runs from base 249 to 3101 and encodes 950 amino acids. Gene Ontology annotation, cellular component: nucleus. Gene Ontology annotation, molecular function: DNA 5-methylcytosine dioxygenase activity. The transcript is spliced from 9 exons. The record is from RefSeq and is a predicted model, not a curated record. Gene Ontology annotation, biological process: positive regulation of transcription by RNA polymerase II; oxidative demethylation.